AUCUAAAAAUAUAAAAAUGAAUUUAUUCUUUGCAAAUAAAGUUGAUUGAACUUUGAUGACAGGAACUGUCAAGCCUAAAAAAAAUUACAAGCCUUCCUUUUGCAGUGAAAUGCAUUCAAGUUUUAAAUCUAUUUUCCUUUUUUAUAUUGAAACAUCAUAGUUUUGCAGUUUUAAUUCAGUUUACUAAAUGCACAAGUUUAUAAGUAACCUCAUAUGUCUAAAAACAUCGUCCAUGUGUAAAGUUUCAUGAAGGUUUACGCCCUUGAAAAUCAGUGUUACAUACAAAGAAGGCUAAUGUCAGCAUAGCAACAAUACUUCGGAUAUACCUCUAUUCCUAUAUUAUGGAAUAAUUAUUGUACUUAUUCGGUGCCUUUAUGAGAUGAGCAAGUAUAAUGUGCAUGGUGCUGUUCAUGAAGAAAGAAUAUUAAUUUCAUAGUUUAUCAUUUAUGGUAAGUGACCGGUGCUCAUUAGAGUAAAAUGAUCACUAGAAGAUGGUUCCACCCAUCGCUGAACGGGGUGGAGGCAGAAAAGCUGCUUUUGGAGUGCGGACGAGACGGUUCAUUCCUAGCACGACCGAGUAUGAGCAACAAGGGAGACUUCACACUGUCUGUGAGACGAGGCAAGGAGGUCACGCACAUCAAGAUACAGAACAAUGGGGAGUUCCUCGACCUCUACGGAGGGGACACCUUCGCAACACUCUCAGAGCUGGUACAAUACUACAUGGACAACACCGACGCGCUAAGAGAAAAGAGCGGCAGCAUCAUCCGGUUAAAAUCGCCACUAAACUGUGCUGAUCCAACCACAGAGCGGUGGUACCACGGCCAGCUGACCGCCAAGGAAGCUGAACGCAUGAUGCUAGAAAACGGCAAAAACGGCUCAUUCCUCGUCCGCGAAUCCCAAUCACAGCCGGGAGACUUCGUGGUGUCGGUGCGGACGAGGGACCACGUGACGCACAUCAUCAUCCGUCGCCACGGAGGAUUAUACGACAUUGGAGGCGGCCAGCAGUUCCCGGACCUAGUGUCGUUGGUUGAACACUACCGAGCUUACCCUAUGGUGGAGUCUACAGGAGAUGUGGUUAGAUUAGUGCAGCCGUUGAACGCUACAAGGCUGCAAGUGCGCCAUCUGCCGGCAAGAGUCAAACAACUGCAGAAAGAGAAUGAAGGCCCGCUCGAAACGCUCGCAUAUAAACAAGGCUUCUGGGAGGAGUUCGAGACGUUACAGAUGAUGGAGAAUCUACAACUCUUCGACAGAAUGGAAGGCUCGAAACCGGAGAACAUAAGGAAGAACAGAUACAAGAAUAUUAUUCCAUUCGAUCACACGCGUGUGGUGCUCAAAGACAUACCGGAAGGCUCGCCGGCCGGCGCGGAUUACAUCAACGCGAACUACAUAAGAUGCGAGCCGUUCGAGCUUCAAGACUGUUCGUAUGUAGUGGCGGCUCGGGCGGCGGCGGGCGCGGGGGGCGGGGGCGGGGACGAGCCGGCGUCGCCCACGCACACGGCGGUCAUGGUGUCCGCGGAGCCGGUGCGCCGCGCCCCCCCCGCCGCCCCGCGCCGCCGCAUCUGGGAGCCCUGCCUCCUCCCCCCGACCGCCCCCGCGCACCCCGGCGACCCCCCCGCGCCGCCCGAACCCGUCUACAAUAAAACCUACAUCGCCACGCAGGGCUGCCUCCCGUCCACUGUGCACCAGUUCUGGUCCAUGAUCUGGCAGGAGGACGUGCGCAUUAUAAUAAUGACCACGAAGGAGAUCGAGCGCGGAAAGGUUAAAUGCGAGCGGUACUGGCCCGAGCUCGGGAAAAGCGAGACGAUUAAGAACUUAACAGUGAGCAACGAAGAGGAGUCUUCUACACAGGAUUAUACGCUACGGCGGUUUAAAGUGAUGAAGGAAGGGAGCGCGGAGGGGAGGAGCAUACUCCACUUCCACUUCACGGCGUGGCCGGACCACGGCGUGCCGGGCGAGCCGGGCCGCGUGCUCAACAUCCUCAUGGACGUGAACCUGCAGCUGCAAGCUCUCAUGGAGGCGCCCGACGCGCCCGCCGCCGUCACCAUCUGCGUGCACUGCUCCGCCGGCAUCGGCCGCACCGGCACCUUCAUCGUCAUAGACAUGAUCCUCGACCAGAUCCGCAGAGAAGGCUUCGACUGCGAGAUCGACGUGCAUAGAACGGUCCAAAUGGUGCGCGACCAGCGGUCGGGAAUGGUGCAAAACGAGGCGCAGUAUAAGUUUAUUUACCUGGCGGUGUUGGAGUUUGUGGAGACGGUGCUGGCGCGAGUGGGGCAGCCGUCCACCCCCGGCGCCCCCUCCCUCCCCGCAACCCCCUCCCUGCCCGCCCUCAAUGACGUCCACCGCCGCACUAACCACGCCCCCUUCACCUUAUGAGCCGCGGCCGCCGCGCCACCACCGCCCUUCUAUCGAAAGCUCUUUCGAUUGUCGAAGAAAAUCGUCGACUUCAGGUGAAUUGGCCGGCAUUAUUAAGUGACGCGACGCUGUCGUGUGUUGUGUAUAGGUUUAUACGGUAUGUAACUUGGUGUUAUACAAGGUAUAGUACAUAAUGUCUCACGUUUUUGUGAUCGGUUCUAUGAGUUGUUUCGGCAGUUUCGAUGAAGUUAUUGUAGGGAUUUACGUGUAUUUUUGUAUUUGGUACUAAACGGGUGCCGAACGUGCUUGUUGUUUGCGGCGCCGGUGUGAUAGUGCUUAGGAUAUCGUUUAUUAUUCGCUUGCAGUAUUUAUGUAAGUUGUGUUUGUUUGGACAGGACGAAAGACCUGCUAAAAAUGUUUAUGAAGUGUUAAAACAUAAAUC
Messenger RNA from Plutella xylostella (diamondback moth), 2794 nucleotides. It is a transcript of the gene csw, whose product is annotated as protein tyrosine phosphatase non-receptor type corkscrew. Gene Ontology annotation, cellular component: cytoplasm. NCBI's taxonomy places the organism in Eukaryota, Metazoa, Arthropoda, Insecta, Lepidoptera, Plutellidae. Gene Ontology annotation, biological process: mitotic cell cycle; cell differentiation; peptidyl-tyrosine dephosphorylation. Gene Ontology annotation, molecular function: phosphotyrosine residue binding; non-membrane spanning protein tyrosine phosphatase activity. The record is from RefSeq and is a predicted model, not a curated record.